CUGCUUCCUGACCUCUUAUUAAGCCGGCCCUGCUCCUGCGGCGGGGCAGGAGCCCCUGUUGGCUCUGGCAGGGGGUUUGCCGGCAGUUUGGAGCCAACCUGCCUUGCCACUGCUGGCACCCUUCUUCUGGAAGGUGCCCCUCAUCGACCUCCACAGCUGAGCUUGUGGGGGGGCAUGGUGAAGGCCAAGAAUUGCUGACCAGAAAGCCACCCUCAGUUAAAAGUCAUCUGGGCAGCUUUAGGCUGGAUUAGCAAAAUUUCAGUGUUGGCACACACGGCUGUGCAAGAACAUCCUCUGCCAAAACAACUUUCUGAUGGGUACAGGGUGAGGACUCAUCUUUGUGUUCAGCUACACCGGGGAAGAAGCAAACACUGUCUGUAAGGUGGAUAUCAAACAGUAUCUGCUGUGUCAGAGACUGUUUCAAGUUGACUAGUUCAAGGAGUGAUUUCUAGAGAUUCUGAGAAUUUCAUUAAAGUCAUUUUAAUUAAGGCAAAGAUAUUUUUAAAACCAUGAAAAAAGUCAAGCUAUCAUGUAGUAAAACUGGUGGAGUGUGCUGUAGCUUGGUUGUGAACUUUUCUUGAGAGGGCAGAUGGAUGUAAAUGAAGAUAUAUAGGGAAAAUGAGAAGAACAUCUGCCUUUUUCAGCUCUUUAUGAGACAAGUACAAGCAAGACAAAAAUAAAACUGAGCCACUGAGCUUGUUUCAGCAUAUGGUCACUGGAGUUAUAAGCAAAGAGUACAUCCCAAAAGGAACACGCUUUGGACCCCUGGUAGGAGAGAUCUAUACCAGCGAUACGGUUCCCAAGAAUGCGAACAGAAAAUACUUUUGGCGGAUCUAUUCAGGUGGUGAGCUUCACCACUUCAUUGAUGGAUUUAACGAGGACAAGAGCAACUGGAUGCGUUAUGUAAACCCUGGCUACUCUGUUCAGGAACAGAACUUGGCUGCUUGUCAGAAUGGAAUGAACAUCUACUUCUAUACCAUCAAGCCCAUCCCUGCCAACCAAGAGCUGCUUGUAUGGUAUUGCCGAGACUUUGCAGAAAGGCUGCACUAUCCCUCCUCCAGAGAGCUGACAAUGAUGAACCUCACGCAAACCCACAUUAAUCCAAAGCAGCACAGUGCUGAUAAAGAUGAGCUUUAUCAGAAGAGCAUCCCAAAGAAGGAGCACAGUGUGAAAGAAAUACUGAAAAUGGAAUCCAAUCCUCCAAAAGGAAAAGACUUCUUCCAGACCAACAUUUCACCAGUUACUCCAGAAAAGGACUUGGAUGAUUUGCGUAAGAACUAUAGCCCGGAGAGGUGUUUCUUCCCUCGAGUUGUCUACCCAAUCCGACCUCACAUUCCAGAAGACUAUCUGAAAGCUUCCUUAGCAUACGGGAUGGACAGACCCAGCUACAUUACUCACUCACCCAUCCAGGCAUCUACUACACCAAGUCCUUCUGGGAGGAGCAGCCCAGACCAAAGUUUAAAAAGUUCAAGCCCUCACAGCAGUCCAGGGGUCACGGUUUCACCUCUGGCACCUACUUCCCAAGAGCACAGAGAGCCAUACUCUUACUUGAAUGGAUCGUAUGGCUCAGAAGGAUUAGGGUCUUACCCUGGAUAUGCACCCCCUGGCCACCUCCCACCUACCUUUCUACCAUCCUAUAACCCCCACUACCCCAAAUUCCUGUUACCUCCAUUCAAUAUGAGCUGUAAUAACCUGAGUGCUUUGAACAAUAUCAAUGGCAUCAACAAUUUCAAUCUGUUCCCAAGGAUGUAUCCUCUUUAUGGCAACCUGCUCAGCGGAGGUAGCCUUUCCCACCACAUGCUGAACCCCACCACGCUCCCCAGUUCAUUGCCCAGUGAAGGAGGCCGUCGAUUGCUGCAGCCUGAUCAUCCAAGAGACUUCCUCAUACCAGCACCUAACAGUGCCUUCUCUAUCACGGGCGCUGCUGCCAGCAUGAAGGACAAGCCAUGCAGCCCUACCAGUGGGUCACCCACCGCUGGUACAGCAGCCAGUUCGGAACACAUAAUGCAACCUAAACCUACCUCAGUGGUGUUGGCUGCCACCGGCGGUGAAGAAGCCAUGAAUCUCAUUAAAAGUAAGAGGAAUGUGACCGGUUACAAAACCCUCCCCUACCCACUUAAGAAGCAAAAUGGGAAGAUCAAGUACGAAUGCAAUGUUUGCUCCAAGACCUUUGGCCAGCUCUCCAAUCUGAAGGUGCACCUCAGAGUACACAGUGGAGAGAGACCAUUUAAAUGCCAGACUUGCAAUAAAGGCUUCACACAGUUGGCUCACCUCCAGAAGCACUAUCUGGUACACACGGGAGAAAAACCCCAUGAGUGUCAGGUUUGUCACAAGCGGUUCAGCAGCACCAGCAAUCUCAAAACCCACCUGCGGCUCCACUCUGGAGAGAAGCCUUAUCAGUGCAAGCUCUGCCCAGCCAAAUUCACCCAGUUUGUGCACCUGAAGCUGCACAAGCGUCUCCACACCCGAGAACGUCCCCAUAAAUGCAUCCACUGCCACAAGAGCUACAUUCACCUCUGCAGCCUCCAGGUCCACCUGAAGGGCAACUGCCCCGUUGCUCCUGCCUCCGGCCUCUCCAUGGAGGACCUGAAUCGAAUCAAUGAGGAGAUCGAGAAGUUCGACAUCAGUGACAAUGCUGACAAGUUGGAAGAAGUGGAGGACAAUAUCGACUUAACAUCGAUCGUGGAGAAGGAUAUACUGACCCUGCUCAGGAGGGAAAUGGAAGGAGCUAAUCUGAAAGUAUCUCUACAGAGGAACCUGGGAAAUGGGCUUAUCUCGUCAGGAUGCAACCUUUACGAGUCGUCCGAUCUGUCAAUUAUGAAGUUGCCUCACGGUCACCCACUACCUCUGUUACCUGUAAAGGUCAAGCAAGAAACAGUUGAACCAAUGGACCCUUAAGACUUUUUGGCAAAGUGAUUUUUUUUUUUAAUUUAUGACUUGGCAAGUCAGGGUGCCUGUAACAGUUGCUUGUACAUAGUUUCAAUGCUGCAAAGCAAUCUUGGCUUACAGUAGUUUCCCUACGCUCUCCAGCUGAAAGAAGGAACUCCAAAGUUACUGUUUUCUCAGGGCAUAAAAAGGGGCAAAGGACUGUGCAUUGCCUCGCCAGUUACUAAAAGACAAUCAUUUAUCCAUAACUAUUUUUUCAAUGAUAGUACUUCAUAAUUUAUUAUGCAAUUAAUCAUUCUAAAAGCAAUAAUUAGGAAAAUGUUUACAAUGACUGGAAAAUUCAUUGUAAUUUUUACUUUAAAUGUUUUUAUUUUUGUUUUAUGGCCAUUCUUUGUAGAUAUUUUUUUCUGCACAUCUGUUUUGAGAACCUAAGAUUGGGGUUUCAGUUAAUGUGUUUUAUGUACCAAUGUCUUUUAAACAAAUGCGGUUUUUCGUAUUGCCAAAGUUGUGACAUACAGAAUCCUAGACCAUGUUUGAAAAAAAAUGCCAUGUACUUUUAUGUGCAAAUCACCCCACUGGGAAUAGAAAAGGAAAAAAAUUAACCAAAUCAACAACCCAGAGUAGCAGCAAGCAGGGAAGAAACUGUUUCCCCUGCCUCUCUGAGGAGAGGAGAAAGAUUCUUCUACCUGCAGCUCUACCCAGAACAGAUGUGGUGCAGCAAACACUGACCUGCCAUGGACAAUACCACAGGUUUUAGAAAACACCUCUAGCCCCACACAUUGUCAUGUAACUUUAAGACCAAAGGAAUGCAUGAGCUUAACGUGGCUUUUCAAAAAUCAAAUCUCACUUACAUUCUUUUGUUUCCAAAAGCAGUGUAAAAGCAAAGACACAAAUAUUCUUAAUAUUCUGCCUGAAAUGAGGUUUUUGGCAGAUUUCUUUCUUCUGGUUUUUGUUUUGUUUUGUUUUGUUUUUUUUGGCCAGAGCCUUCCAGGGAUAAAAAAAAAGAUGGUCAGAUUCCCUGAGAAAGAAGGGGUUCGGUUUUACUUGUAUUUUCCUCUCCACUUUGCCUGGGUAGAAGUGGGGAACAAAGUCCUUUCCUGGCACAUAAAUUUUUUUCUUCCUUCCUGUACGACUCAGAUUUUUCUCAGUAUUUGUGUUUGUACAUUUUGUGGUUAAUUUAAUUAAAGAAGAAAAGGGCAUUGCAAAGUUGUUGAACAACAAUUACCUCAGUGCUUGUGUCCAGUGGUGCAGACAAUGCUGUUUUAACUAAAUGCUUUGCUACUUUAGAGAAGAAACCAAAAUGUGCACAGGGAAAGAUAGAAUGCACGUCCUUUUAUCUUUUUGUUUUGCUAAGCCCAAAGAUGAUAUGGUGACGUUUGAGGUGUAGCAAAGAAUACAUGUAUAUUUAUAGAUAUAUUUAUACCACUAUACUAUAUAUGUAUAUGUAUAUAUAUUUAUACCACUUAAGUUGUGAGCCAAACCAUGUAAUAAAACUUAUUUUUCAUCUAAGUGUGAAAAUCAAAUGUUACCCAGUUUUGCAUAUAACCAGUGACCUCAAAACCAGAAGGCAUUUAUCACUUGCAAGUACACAUGUGCCCUUGCCCAGGUGGAGCUGGAACUUGCAAACACCUUACGUGAGUGACGUCACCCACGCUGGCGUCUCAGUGAAUUCUAUGGGAAUGACCCUGUUUGCAGGACAGGGCUUGUCAGCCCCCUGCUCUCCCGGCAGUCUGCACUUGGGGGGGAAGGAGGCUGGUGGUCAGUCAACAGACAGCCAGAAAAUGUAACUGAAAGAACUUGGAAAGAAGCCAAACACGACCCAUGUUUGAUGUGGUCACAAAUCACAGUAAGGGCAGGAGGGAAGUUAGUUGGGACAAGCCCCUCGUCUCAUUGUACCCUGCCAUUAAUGAGUUGAACGGUUAACUCACAUAAGUAGCAUUAUUACACAACUCCCCUCCAUGUAUCCUUUUUUUGUCUGGUUAUAUUCUUACGAAAUUUAAAAUAGCCCACCUCAGCAAUCCAAGAUUCAGUGAUCUUUUUCUCUUUUUUUUCAGUAAACUUCAUUUUAAUGGCUUCUGUUAGAAAAACAAACAAUCCUGAAAUACAAGUCUCUCAGCACAGCUUUUGAAGGACUACAGUUCAUUACAUUUCCACUUCUGCAAAUUGUGAGGCUGACAUCUUUUAAAUGUAGCAAUAGUUCAUAAAUAUAGUACUUAAUUGUAGGAAAAACCAAAGUAUCACUACUCUGUCACUGGACACACACUUUUCCUAUUAUUGCCUGUAGUGCUUUCUUGUAUUUGAUACAAAUUUUACAAGAAUUUAUAUGCAUCAGCUUUAAGAAUUGUUACUUCUCUUUACUGUUUCCCCCUUCCCUUAGACGUUUUACAUGUGAAUGUAGCAACAAUCAACAGUGUUCUGGGGGUUUUUUUUGUCUCUCUUGAGAAAGACUCUGACCAAAGUUAACAGGCUUUUUCCUUUGCUAGAACAACAAACUAUCAUAUGUUUACGUAUUGGUUUACAUCAUUAUUUAUGUGCAAAUUGUCAAAUGUAAAUUAA
Messenger RNA from Empidonax traillii (willow flycatcher), 5442 nucleotides. RefSeq names its product PR/SET domain 1 (gene PRDM1). The transcript has 6 exons. Gene Ontology annotation, biological process: cell fate commitment; regulation of transcription by RNA polymerase II. The coding region runs from base 709 to 2898 and encodes 729 amino acids. Lineage: Eukaryota; Metazoa; Chordata; Aves; Passeriformes; Tyrannidae. The record is from RefSeq and is a predicted model, not a curated record. Gene Ontology annotation, cellular component: nucleus; cytoplasm. Gene Ontology annotation, molecular function: DNA-binding transcription repressor activity, RNA polymerase II-specific; histone deacetylase binding; RNA polymerase II cis-regulatory region sequence-specific DNA binding.